AUGAGCACACCCAUGAGCUCCGGCGCAGCCCCGGUGACGGAAGCGCCUUAUCCCUUCGCCUACGAUCAAGUUAUCAUGAUUGCCGUGCCUGAGAAUUUCACCCCCAACUGAAUCUUAGUUCAGGAACUCCACGCUCACUCCCGUGCCACUUGGGAUUCCUUCAGGACUCAAUCACACAAGGCGCUUGCGCUCGUGCAUCGCUACACCCGCAUAUACGACGUUCUCAACAGAGGAUUCGGUGGUUACAACUGCAAGUUCUCAUAGCAUAAUUUCUAUCUGCCGGCCGUUGGAGCACCGUCCGGAGCUGCUGAACGGUCCUGUGCGUGACAGCUCGGUCGCGAGAGUGUCCGACGAGGGGGGUGACCGACCGCCUCGCUUACCACCGAUAACUGACCUGUGGCCUCCCCUUGCUGACCCCUGUCCUCCUCCUCCUCCUCCUCCUCCUCCUCCAGCUGCUUGGUGCCUUCACCUUGCCCAAAAGGUGAGAGUUUACUCGAGACUCUCUCCAGAUUUCUGAAAAUGGCUUUGACCCGCAACCCCUAUUCAGUUCCUCCCUCGACCGGCGAGCGCUCCCCAAGUACGCCUCCUCACAAUUUGGCUCGGUGCGAACGACUGCGUAUCCCCCAGAUCAGCGCAAUACGUCUCCGAAGUCGACUUUCAAAACAACCUCCGCUCACUCGUCAGCUUGGCUCGCUCCUUGCCUUCACCACCCGAGAUCGUCCUCAUCACUUGCCCACCCUUCUUAGCCGAAUUAUGGGACCAAGAGUUGGCUAGCCGUGGGAUCGUCGUUGAUGCGAACGAAGUAAGGACGGCCGAACGUGCAGCGGAAUACGCCGAGUUGGUCCGAAGCUUGGGCAAGGAAUUGGGUCUGCCUGUUGUUGAUGCGCAUGAGGCGAUCGAUCGACUCGCGGCCGUGGAAGGCAGGCUCGGUUCCGAUAAAUACGUCAAGUACAUGCCCGACGGCUUGCACCCCAACGAACUGGGGUAUAGGAUCGUUACAGAAGGUGAGCGUUCAGAGUUCUUUGGAGGCUACGGCGAAUGCGAUCAUGCUGACUUUUUAGUGUUUUCGCGCCGGAUCACAGAACUGGAGAAAGUUAUUCGGGCCACGUACCCGAAGCUGUUCUGGGAGACGUUGCCUCAGGUAUUCCCGGCCUGGGACCAAGUUCGUAAGUUACAGCAUCAUCUUCAUUCAUUCUCUCUCUUUUGA
Molecule: messenger RNA, 1207 nt
Organism: Microbotryum saponariae
Lineage: Eukaryota; Fungi; Basidiomycota; Microbotryomycetes; Microbotryales; Microbotryaceae
Source: the annotation of a GenBank genome assembly